Messenger RNA from Camelina sativa (false flax), 396 nucleotides. NCBI's taxonomy places the organism in Eukaryota, Viridiplantae, Streptophyta, Magnoliopsida, Brassicales, Brassicaceae. The record is from RefSeq and is a predicted model, not a curated record.
AUGAGUGAGACCGAUUCGGUUGACGAUUUUGUAGGAUUUGCAGAUAUAGUUGGGAGAAUAAAGGCGUAUGAAGAACAUUUAGGGGAAGAGACCAAAAGUGAAGAUCAAGGAAAACUUAUGUUUUCAAAUUCUAGUAACAAUCGUGGAGGUUACAAUGGUUUCCAAGGAGGAAACAGAGGAGGUUAUAACAGAGGAGGUUAUAACAGAGGAAGUUAUAACAAAGGAGACUAUAACAAAGGAGGCAACACUCGAGGUGGAUAUGGUAGAGGUGAUUAUGGUCGAGGUGGAUACAAUAGAGGCGGAUAUGGUAGAGGAAACUAUGGUGAUAGUUUUGGUAGAGCCAGAGGUCAAGGGAGAUCUAAUGGCCAAAACCUAGGAGAAGAAGCCAUAUACUAG